This is a messenger RNA of Prionailurus viverrinus (fishing cat), 2604 nucleotides long. It is a transcript of the gene ATP1B1, whose product is annotated as ATPase Na+/K+ transporting subunit beta 1. NCBI's taxonomy places the organism in Eukaryota, Metazoa, Chordata, Mammalia, Carnivora, Felidae. The record is from RefSeq and is a predicted model, not a curated record. Gene Ontology annotation, cellular component: sodium:potassium-exchanging ATPase complex. The transcript has 6 exons. Gene Ontology annotation, biological process: potassium ion import across plasma membrane; sodium ion export across plasma membrane; intracellular potassium ion homeostasis. Bases 510 to 1421 code for a protein of 303 amino acids. Gene Ontology annotation, molecular function: ATPase activator activity.
GCCCUGAGCCAAUUUCUCGGCUCGUGGCGGGCGCGCGGAGGCCGCGCCGCGGUCCGUUUGUCCGUCCUUCCCUCUGACUGUCUCCUGCCCCCACUGCCUGUCUCUGCAGAGGUCACCGGAGGCGGGGGGCCGAGCACGCGCGCGGCCCCAGUGGCAGCGGGAGCGGCAGCUGCGGCUUCGCUGAGCCCCCGAACCCCCAAGGGCAAGAGGAGCGCGUGGCGGACCAAAGAGAGCCCGCGAGCGGCCGUGCGCCCACCAAUAGGUGCGGGGCUCGGAGCCGCCCAGCCUGCGCGGCCCCUCCCUCCGCCCCCGCCGCCGCCUCCCCCUCCUCCCGCUCCUGCCUCUGCCCCUCCGGCGCGCGUCUGGCACUCGGAGAGCCGCAGCGGCAGCGGCGGGUGCAGCUUGCGGAGAGCCGGGCCGGGGCCGCCGACCAGCAGCCGGGGAGGACGCCGGGGCGCGCGCCGCACUCACCCACCCUCAGCCCCCGCGGCAGCCGCUGACCCGCCACCAUGGCCCGCGGAAAAGCCAAGGAGGAGGGCAGCUGGAAGAAAUUCAUCUGGAACUCGGAGAAGAAGGAGUUUCUGGGCAGGACCGGCGGCAGCUGGUUUAAGAUCCUUCUGUUCUACGUGAUCUUUUAUGGCUGCCUGGCUGGCAUCUUCAUCGGAACCAUCCAAGUGAUGCUGCUUACCAUCAGCGAGUUCCAGCCCACAUACCAGGACCGGGUGGCCCCCCCAGGAUUAACACAGAUUCCUCAGAUCCAAAAGACUGAAAUUUCCUUUCGCCCGAACGACCCCAAGAGCUAUGAGGCAUAUGUGCUCAACAUAGUUAGGUUCCUGGAGAAGUACAAAGAUUCAGCCCAGAAGGAUGAAAUGAUUUUUGAAGAUUGUGGCAAUGUGCCCAGCGAAAUCAAGGAACGGGGAGAAUUCAACAACGAACGGGGAGAGCGGAAAGUGUGCAGGUUCAAGCUCGAGUGGUUGGGAAAUUGCUCCGGAAUAAACGAUGAGACUUACGGCUACAAAGAGGGCAAACCGUGUGUCCUCAUAAAGCUCAACCGAGUUCUGGGCUUCAAACCUAAGCCUCCCAAGAAUGAGUCGUCGGAGGCGUACCCAGUGAUGAAGUAUAAUCCCUACGUCCUGCCCGUCCAGUGCACCGGCAAGCGAGACGAAGACAAGGACAGAGUCGGGAACGUGGAGUACUUCGGCCUGGGCGGCUACGCCGGCUUCCCCCUGCAGUACUACCCCUACUACGGCAAGCUGCUGCAGCCCAAGUACCUGCAGCCGCUGCUGGCCGUGCAGUUCACCAACCUGACCAUGGACGCUGAGAUCCGCAUCGAGUGCAAGGCGUUCGGUGAGAACAUCGGGUACAGCGAGAAGGACCGUUUCCAGGGACGCUUUGACGUAAAGAUUGAAGUUAAGAGCUGAUCGCGAGCACAGAUCCUUCCCACUAGCCAUUUAAAACAGUUAAAGAUACAAAAGCAAACACCUACUAGUCUUGAAUAAACUGUCAUACGUAUGGGACCUACACUUAAUCUCUCUGCUUUACACUAGCUUUCUGCAUUUAAUAGGUUAGAAUGUAAAUUUAAAGUGUAGCAAUAGCAACAAAAUAUUUAUUCUACUGUAAAUGACAAAAGGAGAAUAAAAAUUGAGCCUUGGGACGUGCCCAUUUUUACUGUAAAUUAUGAUUCCAUUACUGACCCGUAGUAAGCAGUGUUUCUGGCCCCUAAGUAUUGCCGCCUCGUGUGUUUGAUUUCGUGUACGGUACCAUAGGUGCACCUGGUCGUUUUUCAAGCCAUGUUUUCUCGUAUCUGUUUUCUACUUUCUGUGAGCGAGGUUUGCCGUCCACGGUGUAAAUACUCAACGGGAAUAAAACUGGCAUGGUACUUUUUUUUUCUUUGUUCUUUGGGGUUUGGCUCUUUCGGAGGCAACGGCCCAUCGGUGAGCAUUUUUAACACACUCCAUACAUAGUCUCUCUCCCUGUGGUGUCGGGUCUUUUUCUUUCUUUGUGUUCUGUUUCUGUUUUCCCGGGGCUGGGGGUGGGGGGGGGGGGGGCUGUCGUGGGGGAACUGCCCUUGAAAUUUUAAGUGACGCUACAGAAAACACGAAACGGUGAUGGGUUGUGUCGUGCUUUGUCCCGAAUGCCGUCUUGCCGUUCUCCCCUUGUCCUCCAGUGUGUUCUGAAGCCGCGUAUGAGACCUGGAUCGCCUGUCGCUUUGGCAAAGUGACAGGACUCGUUCAUUCGCUUUGGACAUUUUCUCUUACUUUCCUUUUUUCCUUUCUCUGGAGGCAUCACACGCUGGUGCUGUGUCUUUAUGAAUGUUUUAACCAUUUUCAUGGUGGAAGAAUUUUAUAUUUAUGCAGUUGUACAAUUUUAUUUUUUUCUGCAAGAAAAAGUGUAAUGUAUGAAAUAAACCAAAGUCACUUGUUUGAAAAUAAAUCUUUAUUUUGGACUUUAUAAAAAGCAAUGCAGUACCCCAUAGACCGGUGUUAAAUGUUGUCUACAGUGCAAAAUCCAUGUUCAAACAUCUAUAAUAAUCGCCAGGAGUACAGUGUUGAUCUUGUAUUCAGUCAGGUUAAAACAAUGGACAAUAAAAGAAUGAACACGUUC